This is a messenger RNA of Coregonus clupeaformis (lake whitefish), 2829 nucleotides long. Its product is annotated as NACHT, LRR and PYD domains-containing protein 7-like. The record is from RefSeq and is a predicted model, not a curated record. NCBI's taxonomy places the organism in Eukaryota, Metazoa, Chordata, Actinopteri, Salmoniformes, Salmonidae. Gene Ontology annotation, molecular function: protein binding.
GAGAAUAUUAUGACAUUUGUGAAGAACGAGCUGAAGAUGUUCAAGAGGAUUCUUAGUCCAGAACUCCCAGAAGGCUUUGAGAGUCAGAAGCAGGAUAAGGAAGUGGUGGAUGCUGAAGAUGAGAAGCAGGAGAGCAGUCAGAGAGGGGCUCUGAAGAUCACUGUGCACGUCCUGAGGAAAAUGAACCAGAAGGAGCUUGCUGACACACUGGAGAAAAAUGAGCUUGCUAUGAUUUGCCAACGUGAACUCAAAUCUAAUCUAAAGAAGAAGUUUCAAUGUGUAUUUGAGGGGAUCGCUAAACAAGGAAACCCAACACUUCUCAAUAAGAUCUACACAGAGCUCUACAUCACAGAGGGUGGAACAGGAGAGGUCAAUAAUGAACAUGAGCUGAGACAGAUUGAGACAACAACCAGGAAACAAGCAAGACCAGAGACUGCAAUCAAAUGUAACGACGUCUUCAAACCUUUAACUGGACAAGACAAACUUAUCAGAACUGUGCUGACAAAGGGAGUCGCUGGCAUUGGAAAAACAGUCUCUGUGCAGAAGUUCAUUCUGGACUGGGCUGAAGGAAAAGCAAAUCAGGAUGUCCAAUUUGUAUUCAUUCCCUUUCGGGAGCUGAAUUUGAUGAAAAAGGAAAAACACACUUUCAUUGAACUUCUCAAUCACUUCUCAAUGGAAACCAAAGAAUCAAGGAUCUCCAACUAUGACAAGUACAAAGUUCUGUUCAUCUUUGAUGGUCUGGAUGAGUGCCGACUGCCCCUAGACUUCCAGAAGAACAAGAUUUGUUGGGACGUCACAGAGUCAACCUCAGUGGAUGUUCUGCUGACAAAUCUCAUCAAGGGAAAUCUGCUUCCCUCUGCUCUCCUCUGGAUAACUACCCGACCCCCAGCAGCCAAUCAGAUCCCUUCAGGGUGUGUUGACCAGGUGACAGAGGUACGAGGGUUUAAUGACCCACAGAAGGAGGAGUACUUCAGGAAGAGAUUCAGUGAUGAGGACCUGGCCAGCAGAAUCAUCUCCCACAUAAAGACAUCAAGGAGCCUCCACAUCAUGUGCCACAUUCCAGUCUUCUGUUGGAUUUCUGCAACAGUCCUUGAACACAUGUUGAGUACAGACAAGACAGAAGAGAUGCCCAAGACUCUGACUGAGAUGUACACGCACCUUGUGGAGUUUCAUACCAAACAGAAGAAUGAAAAGUAUCUUGGGAAAGAAGAGACAGGUCCACACUGGAAUAAAGAGAGCAUUCUGUCACUGGGAAAACUGGCUUUUCAACAGCUUGUUGACGGCAAUCUGAUUUUCUAUGAAAAAGACCUGAAAAAGGCUGGCAUUGAUGUCAAUGAAGCCUCAGUGUACUCAGGAUUGUGCACUCAGCUCUUUAAAGAGGAAUGUGUGCUGUACCAGGACAAGGUGUACUGCUUCGUGCAUCUGAGCAUUCAGGAGUUUCUGGCUGCUGUAUAUGUGUUCCUCUCAUUCAUCAACAACAAUGAGAAUCUAAUGGCCGAACCUCAAUCAACAUCCAGCAACUUUUCUGUGAGGAUCAGACAGAAGCGUAAAGUUACUGUCUACAAGAGUGCUGUGGAUAAAGCCUUACGAAGUGAGACAGGAAACCUGGACCUUUUCCUCCGCUUCCUUCUGGGACUCUCACUGGAGUCCAAUCAGAAUCACUUACGAGGUCUACUGACAAAGACAAGAAGCAGCUCACAGAGCCAUGAAGAAACAGUCAAGUACAUCAAGAAGAAGAUCAGGAAGAAUCCCUCUCCAGAGAGGUGCAUCAAUCUGUUCCACUGUCUGAAUGAACUGAAUGACCAUUCUCUAGUGGAGGAGAUCCAAAUCUACCUGAGAUCAGGAAGUCUCUCAGAAGCCAAACUGUCACCUGCACAGUGGUCAGCUCUGGUCUUUGUGUUGCUGACUUCAGAAAAGGAGCUGGAAGUGUUUGACCUGAAGAAAUACUCCAGAUCAGAGGAAGGUCUUCUGAGGCUGCUGCCAGUGGUCAAAGCCUCCCACUCUGUCAGGCUGUCAGGCUGUGGAGUCACAGAGAAAGGCUGUGCUUCUCUGGUCUCAGCUCUGAAGUCAAACCCCUCACACCUGAGAGAGCUGGAUCUGAGUAACAAUGACCUGAAGGAUUCAGGAGUGAAGCUGCUCUCUGCUGGACUGGGGAAUCCCCACUGUAAACUGGAGACUCUGAGGCUGUCACGCUGUCUAGUCACAGAGGAAGGCUGUGCUUCUCUGGUCUCAGCUCUGAAGUCAAACCCCUCACACCUGAGAGAGCUGGACCUGAGUAUCAAUGACCUGAAGGAUUCAGGAGUGAAGCUCACACUGGACCUAAACACAGUAGACAGAUUCCUCUCUCUGUCUGAGGAGAACAGAAAGGUGACAGGUAGGAGAGAGAAGCAGCCGUAUCCUGAUCACCCAGAGAGAUUUGAGGACUGGGGACAGGUGCUGUGUAGAGAGGGUCUGACUGGGCGCUGUUACUGGGAGGUAGAGUGGAGUGGGAGAUGGGCUGGUAUAGGAGUGACAUAUAAAGGAAUCAGCAGGAGAGGAGAGGGUAAGGACUGUGGGAUUGGAUGUAAUGACAAGUCCUGGAGUCUGUUCUGCUUUGACAACCAUUACUCUGCCUGUCACAAUGAUAAGUCCACUACCAUAGACGUCCCCUCCUCCAGCUCCCACAGAGUAGGAGUGUAUCUGGACUGGCCAGCCGGCACUCUGUCCUUCUACAGAGUCUCCUCUGACACACUGACCCACCUGUACACAUUCCACUCCACAUUCACUGAGCCCCUCUAUCCAGGGUUUGGGGUUUAUGGUGUUCAUGGUGACUCCUCAGUGUCCCUGUAA